GUACGCACACCAAAACAUCCUAAUAGUCAUAAUACUUAGUUCCCCUAAAGGGGUUACAUUCUUUAUAUAUCUCUGUUCAAUUCCAUUUAAAUUUUAUUUGAAUUCAGGACUUCUUAUUAGGUAUGUUGAAGAGCUUUACGGUGACACUGCUGGACUUGUGAGACCUGAUCAAAAUUGUUAUCAUAUAAUCAUCUAACAUUGAGUUAAAGAUCUACAAAAGGAAGGACCUUUUGAAAGGGACUAAAAAUGAUGCAAGAGUGAAACUGCGAGCUAGAAUAUGAUACCAUGCCCCACUCAUGGACACACACCUUUGGCCAAUUUGAUUCGCUGGAGAGCUGAGAGAUGGGAGACCCAAUCACGAGUGCUGUAGCUGAGCUCAUCGUAAAAGACUUGUCAAAACAAGUGAAUAUUCAUUCUCAAUAUGCUAUUCUAUUUGAAAGUCAGUUUGAGGAGAUGAAGAGAGCUGAAUCUCAUCCGUUCGUAUCUCACUGAAGCAAACAGGAUGAAACGAAACAACGAGUCUCUCAAGUCAACCUUAUCUAAACUUGAUGAACUAAUUUAUGAAGCAGAUAAUGUGAUCACGGAUUGCCAAAUUCGUGAAGACUAUCUGAGGAUGAAAGGGAAUCCUUCUUGCUUAUUUCCGUCUCCGAGGGAGAUUUUUUUCAGAUACAACACUCGAAAGAAACUGACAGAACUCAACAAGGAGAUAGUGACAAUGCAUCAGAAGCUUAGGGCCUUUGUUGGUCCAAUAACUGAACAAUCAAGAAGUGACCAUAUCAGCAGCAGAUGGACCUCACACGUUUUUGAUCAAACUUUAAUUGUGGAGUUAUCAGAAGAUACAAGAAAAAUCAAAGAAUGGAUCCUAUCUCACAGCGAGUCAUUACAUCUCGUUGGCAUUGUAGGGAUGGGUGGUUUGGGUAAAACCACAAUUGUGCAAAAGAUCUACAAUGACAGACAAGUGAAUGUGAGAUUUCAAAAGAAAGUUUGGGUUUCAGUAUCUCAAACUUAUGAUGAUCUUUCCAUGAUGAAGGGAAUUUUGAAACAGCUGAAUGCAGAUGAUAGUGGAACUGAUAAAAGAGACUUGCUAAACAGAAUUCGUGUAGCGCUUUCACAUAAGUCGUACCUGAUUGUCAUGGAUGAUGUGUGGAGUUUUGAUGAUGGAUGGUGGGAUAGGAUCUCAAGUGGAUUACCCAAGUUUAAAGAGCACAAUAGUUGUAUUAUAAUCACAUCAAGAAAUGAGGAUGUAGUCAAGAGGAUGGGAGCCACAGAAUCAAGAAUUCAUCGACCAAGAUUGCUUGAUGAUGAAGAGAGUUGGUCGUUGUUUUGCAAAGUUGCAUUUUUGUCAACUAAAGGGAAGUGCAAUACUCAAUUGGAAGAAGUUGGAAGAGAGAUCGUGCGCAAAUGCCAUGGUCUUCCUCUAGCCAUCAAGACCACAGGUGGGAUGUUAUCAUCAAAGCCACAAUCACUCGGGGAGUGGACAAGGAUAUGCGAAAAUUUUCGAGAGAAAUUGGUAUCGGAUUGUGUGAGCAAUAUCUCUGUAAUGGCUUCUUUGCAGCUAAGUUAUGAUGAGCUUCCUUCUCAUCUAAAACAGUGCAUAUUGUGCUUCUCAAUCUAUCCAGGUGACCAUGAAAUUGAGGCGGAACACUUGGUUCGUUGGUGGGUAGGGGAAGGAUUGGUUCGUGGCGAUGACACAGAAACUGCAACAUAUGUUGCUUUUAAUUAUUUAUCUGAACUGGUAAGUAGGUGCUUGGUUGAAGCUGUCCAAAGAAGUAACUUUGAUGGCAGAGUUUACAGUUGCAAGAUGCCUGACAUGGUUAGGGACAUGACAAUUCUGGUCGCAGAAGACAAGAUGUUUUGUAACUUUGAUAGAGGCAGGCUCAUAGCCACCGUUAACUCGAGGCACUUGGGGGUCACCAAGGAAACAACUUUCCAGUCCUUGGCUGGGAACUCAAAGCUAAGAGCACUUCUUCUCACUACGACAAAUUCCACUGGCUUCAACAGGAAAAUUGCUCUAGCUGAAAUCAAAACUCUUAGGGUCUUGGAUUUGUCAUGUGUCAAGCUAGACAAUAUCUGGUUACUUGAUCUAUGGCAAUGGAUCACAUCACUGAUGCAACUAGCGUAUUUAAACCUACGAGAUGUUGCGAACCUGGAAGAAAUUCCAGGCUCCGUGAGGAAGUUACGUGGCCUCCAAAUACUGGUCCUUAGAGAAUGCAAGGAACUGAAAAGGCUACCAACAUCAAUCACAACACUUCCAAGAUUGGCAAUUCUUGAUGUUAGAGGUUGUCCAUCUUUUUCAUGCUUACCACAAGGUCUCUCUGGUCUUUCUCAUCUUAAAGUGGAUUCAAGAUACCGAGUUCGGCAACAACAGAAGCUUGUCACCUUAGUGAGGUCGUGGCACUGAAUCAACUUCGAGUACUGCAAUUAGACAUAACGGAGGAAAGCAAGAUAGAGGAGAAGGAAUUGGCUGCAUUGAAACAACUUCAACUACUAAGGGUGCUAUCAAUCAACGUAGGGGACAGUGAAAACAAGGACAUCAUAAGGAAGCUGGAUAACUUGUCACCACCAACACACAUUGAAGAAUUAUAUCUAAAGCACUUCCUUGGAGAAACUGCACCAGCAUGGCUCAACCCCAUAUCACUUCCCCAACUGCAGUACCUUUGCAUCGAAGAUUCAAGAGUGCUUAGUCACAUGAGUGAAAACUUCUGGGGAGACAAUGAGGGUAACUGGAAAGUCGAAGGACUAUGCUUGAAAUUCCUGCCAAGGCUCAGUGAAACAUGGGAAACAUUCCAAAGUGCAAUGCCAGCCCUCAAAUACUUAGAAGUCAGCCACUGCAAUUCGCUGAAAAAUUUCCCAUGUAACGUUGAGCGUUUAGGAUAUUGGAGAAUGACAGAGGAAGAGCAGGAAAACAAGGAAGAACAAGACGUGAUUUCGUGCCACGAAGGCAAUGAAGGAGAAUUUGAUUACAUCCACUGAAACUAUAGGAUUACCAAUCUUCAGUUUCAGUACACAAUUAUGCAUUUUUUGUUUUGUUUUUUGUCUUUUUUUUUUUGGUCUGGAAAACUGGUACCACAUUAUGUGUUAGCACAGUGAUGACUUAUUAGCUAUUAUGUAUGCUUGUUCUACAAAAUAUCAGUCCCCUGUUUGUCGAGUCUUUAUUCGAAUAUAAUUUUCAUUUAAUGGACAGGAUUAUAAUUUGUAUUGUUUGCUGAUUUGUACGAAUGUGAACUUAUGUUUCCGCUCCCGUCCCAACCUUGGUGAAUUAACCUAAACAACCGUCCACCCACCAACACAUGUAUAAUAUGUGUAUGAUCGUGUGUAAAUGAAUGAUUGAAUGUAUAAUCUGUCUAAGGUUGCAGACUUCGUUACAGAAAGUAUUUUGGCCUUAAUAUAUAUUGGAAGUUCGUUAAGAGCAAAAUCAAAUAGAAGUUGGUUAUUGGACAUUGAAAUUGAGUAUGAUAGAAUUAGCAAAUAUGUAACAAUGUGUUUUGCUAUUCUGCUUGCAUAUUUACAUCCACCAACAAUUUUGGAGCUACAAAAUUAGCCAUAAGAAGCACUCUUUCAACGCACAUCUAACAGAAAUGCUAAUGCU
Capsicum annuum is the source of this 3589-nucleotide messenger RNA. RefSeq names its product disease resistance RPP13-like protein 4. Gene Ontology annotation, biological process: defense response to other organism. The transcript is spliced from 3 exons. The coding region runs from base 503 to 2401 and encodes 632 amino acids. Gene Ontology annotation, molecular function: ADP binding; ATP hydrolysis activity. Lineage: Eukaryota; Viridiplantae; Streptophyta; Magnoliopsida; Solanales; Solanaceae. The record is from RefSeq and is a predicted model, not a curated record.